Messenger RNA from Xenia sp. Carnegie-2017, 1447 nucleotides. Its product is annotated as protein Red-like. The transcript is spliced from 3 exons. Lineage: Eukaryota; Metazoa; Cnidaria; Anthozoa; Malacalcyonacea; Xeniidae. Bases 684 to 1322 code for a protein of 212 amino acids. The record is from RefSeq and is a predicted model, not a curated record.
ACAGGAUUUAAUGACAAAACGUAAUGAAUGAACCUUUCAUUUGCACUGUCUAAACAAGACUUUAUUAUUACUGGUGAAAUUAUUCAAAUAAGUAACGAGAAUUUUAUCGAUGACAAAAACAAAAAAUCCAGCAAAAUCUUCAGUAUCAUCAAAAACAGAUAUGGUACGUAUAUUAUUUUAUUCUGGUGCGUUAAUCGUGGCCUGCUGUGCUGUGGCUGUUGUUAUAUUUGAAACGAACGUUGGAAAAGAUUUUCUCGCAAAAGUUAGAGGCAAAGACAGUACUUUUGCGGAACAUAGCAAACCUGAUGUAAAAGAGGAAAAAUUGCGUAGUAACGACGAAGGAAAAAGGAACAAGAACGUUAAACAAUCGGUGAAAACAGAGCAAAAAUCGGCACACGUGGGUGACAGUGGGAGCAGUGAUACGUUGGCAAAGAAUACAAAAGACGGAAUGAAGCAUGAAACCAGGAACACGAUAAAUGACGACGGAAAAGAUACCAAUAAGAAUAUUGACGUAAGUACUGAAACGCUGAAACAGUCUGAUAAGUACAAUGAUUAUACAAACAAUGAAAGUAAAACAGUAAUAAGUGAGGAAAGUGACUACACUGAUGAGGUGGAAAAUGAAUGGGAAAAAAUGUACGACGAAUUUAGUAAAGAAAAUUUAGAUAAAACACAGGAAAAACAAGAUGAAAAACAAGACAAUGAACAAGAAAGUUUUUAAAAGACAAGAAAAAGAAAAAGUUGUGCAUGAGAAGGAUACUCCGAUGGUUGACAUGGAAACACUAGCUCAAGAGGAAGACUACCAUUUCGUAGAAGAAAACACAAGUGAUGUAGACGAGCCUACAGUUGUAGAAAAUAUAAAAGAAGAGAGUAAAGAAGGAGAAAAAAAUGACAGAGAGAAAGAUAGUAAUGAGAAAAAAGAAAAGAAGAAAGAAGAAGAUGAAGAAAAUAUUAGUGUUGGUGACAGUUUGUUGGAUCUUGAAAAACAACGCAAAAUAAACAAGGAUGAAAAAAAAUACGAACCAAUAACUGAACCUGAAGGACCACCAAUUGAUCAAAGUCCAGUUCAUGUACAACGAGGGUUGAGAGGGGAUUAUGGAGGAAAAGACUGCCAGGACGAAAAUAAAAAUUGUCCUGGUUGGGCCAAACUUGGUGAAUGCCAAAAAAACCCACUUUGGAUGCAAGUGUAUUGUAAAAAGAGCUGUGAUGUUUGCAGUUGCAGCAACAACGAUAUAAAAUGUUAUCAAUGGGCAAAGACUGGCGAAUGUGAGAAAAAUAGUGAAUGGAUGAAACAGAAUUGCAUGAAAAGUUGUGAACUUUGUUAAUGUUUAAAACAUCUUUUUACAUUAAUUUUGAUGUUCAUAUUUAUUAUAAGAUGUGCCUACUAUAAAAAAUUUAUGACUCCUUUAAAUGUUUGGUAUUUCACUUUUAAUAAAAGGAAGCAACUAUA